This is a messenger RNA of Physella acuta, 2218 nucleotides long. RefSeq lists its product as uncharacterized. The record is from RefSeq and is a predicted model, not a curated record. NCBI's taxonomy places the organism in Eukaryota, Metazoa, Mollusca, Gastropoda, Physidae. Gene Ontology annotation, molecular function: DNA binding. Gene Ontology annotation, cellular component: nucleus.
GCGUAAUCACGGCGGCACUGUGUAGUGUGUAAUGUGUGGUAGAGAUCUCUACAUUGAAUCUUAACGUGAAUACUAAAGAUUGAAAAUGUCUGAAAAUAUCGAGAAAAAACCGGUAAAGAGGGUGAUGCAUAGCCCUGAUAUUAUCAGUGCUGCUAUAGCCAGCAUCAAAGCCAAAGAAUCAUCCAUCAGAGUGGCGGCCUUAAAAUAUGGAAUACCGUUGAGCACCUUGCACGACAAGCUCCGUGGGAAACGCCCACUCGUACCCCACAAAAACACCCUUCUUUUGCCAGAAGAAGAAGACCGGCUGGCAAACUGUCUGAUCCACUUAGCACAUCGAGGGUUCGGAAAAACCCAUCAAGAAAUCAGGGAGACAGCUAAAGCCAUUAUGGCAACUAGAAAUGCUUCCUCUGAAAGCAAAUUCGGAAUGCCUUCUACCCAGUGGCUUUAUGGGUUUUUAAAGCGACACCCUGAACUAACGACAAGAACCCCCCUUCCACUGGGGAAAGAAAGAGCAACAGUUACUGCAGCUGCUGUUGAAAGAUGGUUCGUUUCAUUCAAGGCAUGUAUUGAUGGGAUAGACCCAACGCUGUUAGAAUCCCCAGAACGUAUAUUUAAUGCUGAUGAGACGGGUUUUUGUUUUGAUGCUAAAAGCAGAAGAGUGGUAGCUCACAAAGGUUCAAAACAUGUUUACAAUGUUACCUCUAAAACAAAAACCCAAGUAACUGUGUUAGCAUGCGCUAGUGCUGUGGGUCAGUACACUCCACCUAUGUUAAUAUAUCCCUACAAAAGAAUCCCCAACCGGAAUCUACUGGAAGAAUUCCCGGAAGCACAUUUGCAGGUAUCAGAUAACGGGUGGAUAAAUGCAGGGAUAUUCCAUUCCUGGCUCAGGGACAGCUUCAUCCCAUCAGUACAAAAUGUUAAAAAGCCAGUCCUCUUGUUGGUAGAUGGCCACACCAGCCAUACUUCACAACUUGAGACCUCAGAAUUGUGUUCCGACAAUGACAUAAUUUUGUAUUGCCUCCUUGCAAAUGCCAGCCACCUGAUGCAGCCACUGGAUCAGGUGUUUUUUGGAGCAAUCAAAUCAGCCUGGUCCGAUGCCAUUCGAAAGCACGUCAAUGAAACUGGUGAGGGUGUCAAACUAGAAUCGUUUGCCAAAGUACUUAAACCAGUUUGGGACCGAAUCGCCACCCCCGAAAUCGCCUCGAAAAGUUUUCAGGCUGCUGGGAUAUGUCCUUUUAAUCCUGGCAAGGUUAUAAAAUCUAAGAAAUUAGGACCGAGCUUGGCGUACUCUACUACUCCAGUUGAUUUAAAUGGAACAAUUAACAGUGUCACUGAAUCCACUCCUGAAUUCCAUCAGCCAGAAAAUACCCCUGAUCUAGAAAAUCAAAGCCAGAAUCUCAUCCCACUUUCUGAAUGUCAGGGCCAAAUUAUCGUUCUUCCACCUCUUUGUUUUAAAAAUGAAGACCCGCUCAAUCCUCAACCAUCCACAUCUGCUUUAGAUUUUGAAAAUGAAGUCACGCUCAAUCCCCAGCCAACUAAAUCUGCUUUAGAAUUUGAAAACGAUGUCCCGAUACAGCCUCUACCAUCAACCUCUUCAUUAGAAAACGAUGUCGUAUCUACUUUUGAUGACGAAAGCCGAUUUGCUACACAACAAUCAACCUCCACUCAAAUUUCAGUUAUUCAAGCAACCAAUAAUUCAAAAACCGGUCUUGAGUUAAAUUCACGGCAGUUGAAAGCCCUCAUGGAGUAUACCCUUUUUGUUUCAGAUGACAUUUCAAAAAAACACCUUCUGUCAUUUUUUUCAAGACUCGCAAACAACCUGACAUCAGAUUUCUUAGAUCCUCGCGAGGAAAACGAUUAUAAAAAGUUUAAAGAGCUAUCUCUUUCCCUUCUCAGUGCAUGUGAAGCUACUGCUAGUGGGGAACAAGUUCCCAAAGCCUCACUCUCUGUAGACGAUAUUUUAAAAAUCCCUAAUUUCGCCUCAAAAAAGGGCAAAGGCAAAAAAAGAAAAUGGCCAUCAAUGCCGAAUCUUGUUAGCGGGGAUGAGUUUCGAGAGGCUCUACGAAAAAAGAUUAAGGAGAAAGAAGAGAUCAGGAAAAGAAAAGUAGACAACAAACAUCAGAGGGAUGAAAUCAAAAAGAAGAAACAAGAAAUGAAAGAGUACCGAAAGGUACUGAGAGAGAAAGAAAGAAAAGAAAGGCAAAGUAAUUAGUUAAAA